This is a messenger RNA of Daldinia decipiens, 2179 nucleotides long. RefSeq names its product subtilisin-like protein. The coding region runs from base 387 to 2063 and encodes 558 amino acids. Gene Ontology annotation, biological process: proteolysis. Gene Ontology annotation, molecular function: serine-type endopeptidase activity. Lineage: Eukaryota; Fungi; Ascomycota; Sordariomycetes; Xylariales; Hypoxylaceae. The record is from RefSeq and is a predicted model, not a curated record. The transcript is spliced from 4 exons.
AAUCUUGACUUCAAUGAGGAUUUUGGAAGGGACUCCUACGACAUGAAGGACAACGCUAUGCAGGCGACGGAUCCCUUAUCCUCAACUAUACAAGGCCAUCAGCUUAAUGUCAGCAAUUCAGUACAAGGACACAACAGUAAACCAUCUAACCACGACUUAUUUACGAGGUCAGAAUUGAAGAAACGUAACUCAGGCCUAAAGCCGUCAAGUAAAGAGACUAGAGAUGUCCGUCAAUUGAAGCCGACCAAAGAAUCUGCGGAAGAAAUUAGGCAUUUCCUUAAGUACCACUACCUUCGGAACCGCAGUCAUGAUUCUGCUAUAGAGAUCAUAUACGAUCGAAAAAGCUCGCUAGGCAAAUUUAUUUUGACCUCUCAGGAUACACUACUAUGACGCGACGUCGAUUAAUGACGGCACUUAAGCAUGUUAGGUUCGAUGAUAUUCUACAGCAUGUAGAAGUGCCACAUAUAACUAUUGAAGGUAAUGACUCCUUGCCAAACACCCCUAAACUUCGUGAGUAUUCGGCAAAAACGGAGUUAGGCGGCAACGGACGUGCGGAUCUAGUGUUUAUAUUUAGAUGGCUACGAAGCAAGGGUGUACAAACAAUAAUCCAGGUCAUUGUCGACGACUUAGGGUCUACAGCCCACGGAGAUGAAUCAAUUGAAAAAGCACUCAGUGGCUUUGGGGUUGAGAUUUGGAAUUGGAAGAAGAGGGACUUAUGCUCCGAGGUAAUCAUCAACGCAGCGCCAAAUGUGCAAGUCGUAUAUCUAUACUGGAGUGGAAAUAACGCCAUUCUACGGGGUUGGUGUGACGAAGGUGGUUUGAAGAAAUUGAAAGGGUUGCGGAAAAUCCAUAUUCAUGGCCAGCAGGGCUUUGACUCUUACUCUCGCACUGAGUCUAAUCUCGAGUACUUCAAAAGUCGGAUGAUCACGACGAACCCAAAUAUCGAAAUAACAUGGGACGGACUGCAAGCUGUAAGAGAGCCACAGGCAGCCAGAGCCGCUCUCCCACAACUGCCUCGCCAGCCUGCCCAAGAUCACUGGAUUAAGUGUAUGACUGAAUUCAGAAGGUUUCUCUUUCAGGCAGAAGCCAAUUUCAAUAAGAGCCAGAAUGUGGUAGUCGAAGACAAGAUUGACGAACCAGUAAAGGUGGCGCUAAUUGACGAUGGUAUUAACAUUAAUGAAUUGGAAUGUUAUCCGGUAGGUGGGAGGAGUUUCUGCCCGAGAACAGAGGACAAGGCUUUCAAUUAUCCGUAUUAUGUUUCGAGCAGUGGCCACGGCACAGCUAUGGCGAGCCUUAUAUAUAGGAUAUGUCCACGAGCACAGCUCUAUGUCCUGAAACUAGCGGACCAUGUAGGUCGUGACGGGAGUCGUCAGAUCACAGCUAAGAGUGCUGCACGGGCAAUCAGCGAAGCCGUAAGGAUGCAAGUCCAUAUCAUCUCAAUGUCUUGGACUAUCGACCCCCCUAAAGACGAGAAAACACGAAUUGAACUAGAAAGUGCGAUUGGCGAGGCAGUGAAGAAGAAAAUUCUCCUUUUCUGCUCAGCAAGCGAUGGCGGAGCAAAAGAAGACCACAGCUACCCUUGGAUAGCAGCUCGUGACAGGAUUUUCAGAAUCGGAGGGGCACACGCAUCAGGCCGAACAGAUGAUGAAGUCGGCAGUACAAGUCAAAUAAAUUUUACAUUCCCCGGGAAUGAUGUUGCCCUGGAAGGCGUCGGUUUAAACCAAGAAGUGAAGUAUCGAACCGGUUCUUCGGUUGCUACAGCACUUGCUGCUGGUCUCGCCGCUCUAAUACUUUACUGCGUUCAAAUCCGAAUACUGCGUGGGAGUAAGGAGGAUGCCGAAGUAUAUAAAUCCUACUUUAGACAAUUAACGGAUCACGACCAAAUGGUGAAGGUAUUCAGGAGAAGCAUCGGGGUUACAGAGGAAAGUAAUUAUAAGUAUAUCGCAGUAUGGGAUACGUUCGAAAAGCCUAUCAAGCUGAGCAAGGAAAAGGAUCCAGAAAGAUGGAUUGACCUAAUUGCUAGGGUUGGUGAAGAGCUUUGUAUGAAAAUUUCAACUUCAUAAAUCCUACUCGAAGUAGAUAGCUUAGACUAGAUCGCCAAAUGCCACCUAGGUACCUACCUACCUAAACUAAUAUAUGCUUCGUUAGAUACUACGUUAGGCAUAUACAUCAAAAUCAG